AUGGUGUCGAGGAAGCCGGGCACUCCGAGGAAACUCCCGGCUUGCGACCCGUGCCGAGCUGCCAAACUCGCCUGCGACCAUUCCAGGCCAGUGUGCACCCGUUGCCGCGACUCAAACCGCACCACGGAAUGCACAUAUCGGCUGCUACCUUUCAAGAAGAAGAAACGGCCCAUGGGCGAAGAGGAAGGCUCGCCGAAUAAAAGAACGCAGCAAGAAUCGCCACAAAGUACGGCGAGAGCUGCAGACUCAGAGUUACCCGUUGAUCCAAUGAUCACAAAGGCACACAAAUACCCCAACCCUGGAUAUCUGGGCUCGUUCAGCCAUACAACGCUGUUCAACCACCUCCCCGGGAGGAGCCACAAUGCGAGUCUCGGUGUAGAUGGAGCAUCAUAUGAUACGACCCAGUCUCGACCCAUAACUGCCGCACCAGAGUCCAACAUUGCCCGCGGGGCGAGCUUGUUGGAGCAACUGGGCCAGACGUUUUCGCUCUCUCUAUGUGAGAAGCUUGUUCGACGGUGGCUAUCAAAGGGCUCCAACUUGGCACUUGCUGGGGUGUUUACGGAUGAUUGUGCCAAGACCAUUCAACAUGUUUUCCUUGAGGGGAAUGGCGGUCGUGCACCUGACUUUAUGGCCAUGUCCAAAAGUCUGUUCUUGCACACUUCCCGUCCUUUGCGUGUGGGCUCUGAUAUCACACUGCAAGGCUUCACUUCCCAAUUCUCUCAUAAUAAUGCACGAUGGGAGACCCUUGGGCUUUUCUUUGCUGCCGUAUCGAGAGCCACAGUUGAUAUCUCAUCCAUCGAAUCCUUCUUUGGGUCGGAAAGAGAGAGACGAGAUCUUCAACGCCUAAGUAUGACCUUUGCUGAUAGCUGCCUCGACAUCGCCAUCUCGUUAGACUGUCUCAAUGAUCUGCAACUUUUCCUGCAGUACGAGAACUUUAUCUCCCAUUCUUUCGUAGACGGUGAUCAAAGUUAUCAUACAUGGAAAGCGCUGGGGGACGUAAUAAGCUCGCUCUUCGCGCUAGGUUACCACCAACAGCUAGAAGGCAACAGUCCAGCCACUCCCGCGUUCCUCGCUGAGCUGCGCGGUGCUUACUUUGCAAGGGCUUAUUCUGCAGACAAGAACAUCUCCAUCUUCCUCGGCAGGCCUCCGCGAAUCCAUAGGAGAUAUUGUCGAUUCAGGCUCCCAGGUUUCGGGGACCAUCAGUGGAAAAUGGAUCUACCAUUUGACUAUUUGGUCGAUACUCAAUGGUCAGCAUUAUGCGCCAUCCUCAAAGAGGAGAUUCUGGAUCUAUUCGAGGCCGAUGAUAAUCCAGGUCGCGCCCAUAGAGCGAGCUUAUUGGAAGCCCGAGCAAAAGAACAAUGGUCGGCCUUGCCAGAGCAUUUUCGCCUGGAGACGCCCCUCAGACUUUGCAACCGUGAACCGAUAAUCCGUGACUUCAUGGUCAGUGCCAGGCUGAACCAUCUACAUAUUUUGUUUUUGCUUCGGCUUGCCUUAUCCAGACAAGCUCCUGAUGCAGACAAGGAGUUGGUGAUUAUAUCUGUUGAGAUACUUGGCCUUGUCGUGGACGCCAUCAUUCAAAAGGACCAACUUGUGAACUCCGGUACAUCUCUGGUUUGGAAGAUUGCGUACUAUGGGCUUUCUGCCGCAGGAGUCAUCUGCUUGUGGUUACUAAACCGCAUGUCCACUACCCGACAGAGCACUCACAUCAACAUUUCCAAAGCUGUACAGCACCUUGGCGUUCUUGUAACGGAAAUGGAAACAGGUAUCCUCGUGCGCACCGACGACCCAAACUACAGACUCCUAGCGAGUGCUUCCCAAACUAUUGACAGCCUGAUCAGUCGGUUGUUAAUGGGAGGAAUACCUUCUCAACCGGCUAUUCUUCCAGCUACAAGAUUUGUUUCUUCAGUUCUAAAUCCGGAGGAACAAGAGACUUGGAAUGGUUGGGAGAGCCAUUCAUUGCAGGAUUUCGAGGUGGAUUUUUGG
Molecule: messenger RNA, 1983 nt
Organism: Clonostachys byssicola
Lineage: Eukaryota; Fungi; Ascomycota; Sordariomycetes; Hypocreales; Bionectriaceae
Source: the annotation of a GenBank genome assembly